Molecule: messenger RNA, 1790 nt
Organism: Uranotaenia lowii
Lineage: Eukaryota; Metazoa; Arthropoda; Insecta; Diptera; Culicidae
Product: pachytene checkpoint protein 2 homolog
Exons: 2
Coding region: 198-1484 (428 amino acids)
Biological process (GO): reciprocal meiotic recombination; meiotic recombination checkpoint signaling
Cellular component (GO): chromosome; nucleus
Molecular function (GO): ATP binding; ATP hydrolysis activity
Source: RefSeq, a predicted model, not a curated record
UGUGUCUAGACUGGACGGUGUAAAUGAACUGAAUUAAAAUCAUCGGUGUAACACAAAUCUCGUUGAUUAUUCCGUUCCGAUAAUUCCCAUUAUUCCUAACCGCCAUAACUAUCGUAUGUCAAUUUGUUGAAAGUCCGUCCUGUAAUUAGUUGUUUUCUAUAUUGUCUCCGUGUUAAAUUGAAAGUCAUUCUUCAAUAAUGGAUAGCUCAAAUUCGAUUGAACUGGAAAUUGCCUGUUCGAAACAGUUCAAAAGUAGCGUGACCCAAUCGGAGCUGAUGCAAGCUAUCCAACUGUAUCUUACGGAGAAUGUCAAACUAGCCAAGGAUCACGUUUUCGAAGUCAAGUGUCCGAGUGUGGUCGACGUGAUGGUAUGCAGCGAAUUGAACGAAUUUACGCCUCGCACCGAUCUACGGGCCUACACCUACACCCUACACGAGAGUCUCGAGGAAGAGGAAACGCUCCAACAGGACGGCGAGGAGAUCCAGAUAGCCAAUCAUUGGAUGUUGCCCGCUCGAGAAUUCCACGGGCUUUGGAGCAGUUUAAUCUUUGAGGAUGGAUUGAAGGAAGAUUUGCUUAGCUUCGUUUAUACCACAAUGAUGUUCUCUAGGAAGGGAGUUAACUCGAAUUUGAUCUCCUGCAACAGGCUGGUCCUAUUGCAUGGUCCUCCAGGUACAGGCAAAACUAGCCUGUGCAAAGCCUUAGCUCAAAAAUUGGCCAUCCGUAUGACGGAACAUUACACACACUCUCAUCUGAUUGAAAUCAACAGCCACAGUUUGUUCUCGAAGUGGUUCUCCGAAAGUGGAAAACUGGUUCAGAAAGUGUUUGGCCAGAUUCAUGAGCUCUGCCAGGACAGAAAGUCAUUGGUUUGUGUUCUGGUGGAUGAAGUUGAAUCCAUCGCUUUCGCACGAGAUUCCAUUUCCAACAACGAACCGAGUGAUAGUAUAAGGGUUGUCAACGCGGUUCUUACCCAGUUAGAUAGAAUAAGGAAGUACCCGAAUGUGUUCGUUUUUGCCACGUCCAAUCUGACCGGUAGCAUCGAUUUAGCAUUUCUAGAUCGAGCUGAUAUAGUCCAAUACAUCGGUAAUCCAACUGCGGGAGCUAUUUAUGAAAUAUACCGUUCAACUCUGGAAGAUCUAUCUCAAGUUGGGAUUAUCAAUGAAACCGUAUCGUUACCUGAUUUCCUUCAGAUAGCACCCCAUAAAGAAACGAUUGCCAUUAAUAAUCUCAAGAUGUUGGCACAGAUGAGUGUCGGACUGAGUGGACGUAGUUUGAGGAAGGUUCCCUUCCUGGCCCAUGCCUUGUACGUGAAACAAGAGGAAACUUCGUUGAUCAAGUUCAUAUCGGCCAUGCGGAGUGCUGUCCGGAAGAUGUGGAGCGAUAAGUCCAUGUUAAAGGGACAGGAAAAGGAUGCUGCUGAAUCGAAACAGUCCACUGAGAAUGGUGACGAUAAAGGGGAAACCGAUAAGUCUACGGCCGAACGUUGAACGCUCUUGGUUGAUUGUGAUUAGUUAUAGAGAUGAAAAAGAUAGAUUGAUAAUUUUCGAUGUAGAAACAUACUUUGAGUUUUUGCUUGAUUAGAAAAAUUUGAUGACAAAAAACAUUUCUCUAAAAUUUUAUGCUUGCAAACUUUAGCUAUCUGUUUUCUUACAUGUCGGGCGUGUCGAUUUUUUAAAGCAAACAGUCCAUAUUCCUACUUUUUGCUGGUUGGCCCAAAAAAACUGACCUGUGGAACACUUUAGCUCAAUGACACUUGAUUUGGGAGUGCCUCAAAGUUUCGAUUUUUUUACCUU